Molecule: messenger RNA, 1989 nt
Organism: Theobroma cacao (cacao)
Lineage: Eukaryota; Viridiplantae; Streptophyta; Magnoliopsida; Malvales; Malvaceae
Product: Pentatricopeptide repeat (PPR-like) superfamily protein
Biological process (GO): RNA modification
Molecular function (GO): protein binding; RNA binding
Source: RefSeq, a predicted model, not a curated record
UACAGGAAGAGUAAGCAUUUCGUAUUUAAUACUACAAGUAGCAUUAAAGAUUGUCGUAGAUGGAAUUUUGAUAAAGCUUUCUUCUUUCUGCUCAAAAGUGACAAAUCUCCCUCCAAUGACAGUCAAAACUAUGGGACAUGAGAACGGCAAACUUGCCUCAAAACCCACAACAAAUUCCAAAUGACCUUCCACAACAAACCAUCAAAAUUACAGAAACAAUAGGCAAAAACAAUUCGAACCCAAAUCAACCCAGUUGGUCUUACAUCAUAAGAAACCGCCUUUCUCGAGGAACUCCCAAACAAGUGCUUUCAUUGUACACCCAAAUACGCCAAAAAGGACUCUACAUUUUAGUCCUGGUUCCUUUGAUUUUCAAGGCUUGUGCUUCUGCCUCAACCCAACCUUUUGGGAAAUCUUUGCAUGCAGAAUCAAUCAAAGCUGGGGUAGCCUUUGAUUUACAUACUGCCUCGUCAUUGCUAAAUAUGUAUUCGAAAUGCGGCAAUUUGAUUGAUUCCCGGAAGGUGUUUGAUGAAAUGCCUGAAAGAAAUGUGGUGACGUGGAACGCGAUGAUUGGUGGGUAUUUGAAAAAUGGGGAUACAAAAUCUGCAUUGGAUUUAUUUGAAAAUAUAUUAGUUGGAAGAAAUUCAGUGACUUGGAUUGAGAUGAUUAAUGGGUUUGCAAAGAAUGGAGAUACUUUAAAAGCCAGGCGUUUUUUUGAUAAAGUUCCAUUAGAGCUGAGGAAUGUGGUGACUUGGACAGUGAUGGUUGAUGGGUACACUGCAAAUGGAGAAUUAGAGGCUGCAAGGGAACUUUUUGAAAUGAUGCCUGAAAAAAAUUUCUAUGUUUGGUCAUCAAUGAUUUCUGGGUAUUGCAAGAGAGGUGAUGUAAAAGAAGCAAGAAACAUUUUUGAUAGAAUCCCUGUUAGGAAUUUGGUGAACUGGAAUUCCUUGAUUUCAGGUUAUGCACAAAACGGGUUUUGUGAGAAAGCUUUGGAAAUGUUCAGGAAAAUGCAAAGUGAAGGUUUUGAGCCUGAUGAAGUUACUAUCACAAGUAUUUUAUCUGCUUGUGCACAGUUAGGUGAAUUAGAUGUUGGAAAAGAAAUCCAUUAUCUUAUUAAGGAGAAGGGAAUAGUAGUUAAUCAGUUUGUUUUGAAUGCAUUAUUGGAUAUGUAUGCCAAGUGUGGGGAUUUAGCUCAUGCAAGAUUGAUCUUUGAAGGAAUGAGUCGUAGGACAAGUGCCUGCUGGAAUUCUAUGAUCUCUGGUUUUGCUCUUCAUGGACAAAGCAGUGAGGCUCUUGAGUAUUUUAGAAGAAUGGAACAGUCGAAUGAGAUGCCAGAUGAGAUCACUUUCCUUUCUCUUCUAUCAGCUUGCGCACAUGGGGGAUUUGUAGAUGCUGGAUUAGAUAUAUUUUCCAAGAUGGAGAAGUAUGGGUUGGUACCAAGCGUCAAACAUUAUGGUUGCUUGGUAGAUCUUCUGGGUCGUGCUGGAAGAUUGAAAGAAGCUUUUGAUUUAAUCAAGAGAAUGCCAAUGAAACCAAAUGAUGUAGUUUGGGGGGCUCUACUUGGAGCUUGCCGGGUUCAUCUGGAUACGAACAUGGUAGAGCAGGUGAUGCAAGAGGUUGGCAGGUUGGCACAUAAUUCACAUUAUGUGGUGCUGUCAAAUAUUUACGCAGCUUCAGACAGAUGGGAAAAGGCUGAAAAGAUGAGGAUGACCAUGGUAAGUAAGGGGUUUCAAAAGACUCCAGGCCUCAGUUCAGUUAUACUCAGUCGCAUAGAUCUAAGAAGUCACCAUUGCUCUGGAACCAUGAUGGACCAUGCAGAGAUGUGGGAAAAUGCAAAUUGCAUAGUGGUAGGAGACAGCAGAUUUGCAGUUAGGUAACUUCCAAAAGGCUAAAUAUUAAACCUGAAUAAAAUCAUAUCUUAAAUUCUCACUUCAUGGCCUGUAUAUACCGACUUUUUUUUGUUGUAGUUUUAAGAUAUUGUCUGGAAAAUCA